UGCCUGGUGCUGGCAGCGGAUCCCUCGGAUGCGCACACUAGAGGGGUCCUCGAGGCGGGGGGCGCCAGCCGGCGGCGGCUUCGGGGGAGUGUACGGCUAGAAUGUGACGGGAGCCGGUCCCCCUGUGUCUAGAAGUUGUGGCCUCAUGGAGUAAAGGUGACACGGGGAGGAGGAGAGCGGCAGACGGGGAAAACCGAGGAGGAAGUGUCCGCAGCCGCCGCCGUGUGUGAGACCCAUGCUUGGUCGAGGACUUAAACGCAAAUUGAAUGAUCGCGACGAGACCAUGACCGACCUCUCUUGUGCCUACGAUUGCCAUCGAACCAUGCCAUACAGUCAUCAAAGGCAACUGGUGCUCAACAUGUGCCUCAACAAACUGCAAAGCUAUAAAAUGCUGGCUGAACCUAACCUGCAUCGAUCCGUUCUCAUAGCCAAUACAGUACGUCAAAUCCAGGAGGAAACGAGGCAGGAGGCCAGCCAGCUGCCGGGAGUUAUGGGGAGCGAUCUCCCCGCCAACAUGUACCCAGGAAGCGAUUCCUUAGACACUUCGCUCAACUUACCUUUCGGAAUCAACGCAGACUUCACUAGAGAUUCCUGGCCCAACGAGAACCCGUUGGACAGUCUGAUGGAAGUUACAGACAAUGACAUGUCUUCUGCCAUUUCCUCAAUCCUGAAGGAUCUCGAUUUUGUUGAGGACAUCAGCCCAACCUCGGCCCAGAGCCCUGCCGUGGACGAGCCCCCAAAACCCACGGAGAGCGGAUCCAAAGGUGAAAAGCAGGAUCUAAGGGGAACAGAAUGUGUGUUCGGUUCUUUCGAGCUGACCAGCUCCACCAGUUACUUAAAGGACUUGUCGGUGGAUGACAUUUUUGAUGACAUUGAUACUUCUAUGUACGACUCUGAUUUUAGCUUUUCCUCCUUGAUGUCACCAAGAAUGCAGCCCACGGUGGAGGAGCCCCUCAAGCUGUAUACAAUGUGCAAUAAUUCCUCAAACAGCAACUUGCAGGUCUGCAGGACAGAUUUGAAUGAUCUGGACCACAUCAUGGAGAUUCUAGUCGGGUCCUGACAUCCUAAUCGUUAGUGGUCUUAAAGGGGAAAUGUAUUUGAACCAAGUUUGAAAACACAAGAAAGGGCAAUUUUCCCUUACAAAUGCACAAAUGAUCAGGAUACAAAGAUAUAGAUAUAAAUGCCUGUGGAAUCCCCAAACUGUCUAGCUACAGUAAUUCAGUAUUAUGCAUAUUCUUAUAACCGGAGGCGACGUGAACGCUGAAGAAAACCAAUAUUUUUGUAAUGACGACCAUAUUUAUAAACCUUUUGGGGAUAGUAUUAACCUACUAGAGCCAACGCGAGAUGUCACUUCUUGUACAUAGCGGACACUACCUCUUUAAGACGAAGUGCAAAACCUUCUUGUGUGCUUUGUGGGUUGUUUUUUUUACGUUUAGCGUUCUUUUCUUUCAAUCUCUCUCUGUAUUGAUAUUGUACAUUUCAGAUUAUUAUUUUGUUAAUUUAUAAAUUGUAAUCGGAUUGAUUUAGUUUGUGGUUCUACUGGUGAUGACGUGUACCGUGUGGUCGGUACUCUGCGUGCGAGCCAUGGGGAUCAAAACCAAUAGGUCUGCCUAAUUGGCCUAUUGAAAUGCUUGGAACUAGUGACGUCAAUGAGGAAUUCUAGGAGUUACUUUUCCCAGAAUCUGCACCAUUGCGGUCUAUGGGCUAGGUCUGCUAGUAUAGGUUAGUGCCAUUCAGUUGUAUUUGAAUGAGCUGCGGCACCAGAUAACAGCCCAUGGAUAACAGUGGUGCAAUUUUUGGGGAAAAAACGC
Bufo bufo (common toad) is the source of this 1811-nucleotide messenger RNA. RefSeq names its product SERTA domain-containing protein 2-like. The record is from RefSeq and is a predicted model, not a curated record. Bases 236 to 1060 code for a protein of 274 amino acids. Gene Ontology annotation, molecular function: transcription regulator activity. The transcript is spliced from 2 exons. NCBI's taxonomy places the organism in Eukaryota, Metazoa, Chordata, Amphibia, Anura, Bufonidae. Gene Ontology annotation, cellular component: nucleus.